Molecule: messenger RNA, 1787 nt
Organism: Psylliodes chrysocephalus
Lineage: Eukaryota; Metazoa; Arthropoda; Insecta; Coleoptera; Chrysomelidae
Source: the annotation of a GenBank genome assembly
CUUUAUGUUCUUGUCGGAUUCUUUUUUAUGUGACAAUGAGAAAUAUGAAAAACCACCUUUAGACAUACAUCAACAUUACAUCAAAAAUUUGUUUAUAAGGUUAAAAAUUAGAUACAGUUUUAAAAUUAGAGUAUGAACAUAUCAAAAUGUGGAACUAUAAUGACAUGGAAGAUUCUGAAGAUUGUUCAAAAGAAGAGGAAGAAGAUAUAUUCAUGGAAUAUGAAGAAACUAAUCCUCAAGAUGACGGCAAUCCUUGGCUGAAGACCAUUAUCAAUACGUACAGAAAAUACAAGAGGGAACUUUUCGGAGACUCGAAUACGCGUAUAAGGAAAGAGCGGUCAUUAGAUUAUACAGUACGACCCAAUUAUAAGUUUGUUUUUGCUAAAUAUCGAGAUGGUUUCUACAGGCCUGGAUCCAUAGUAGGUAGAAAUAAGAAACUGAAACAAUUUAUCAUUUACUUUUAUCACAACAAGAAAUGCUGUUACGUCCAACCAAGAGAUAUAGUUUUAAAACACGGAAAUCUUUUAGACAGAAGAGUUUGUUUUUCCUAUGACGGUCACAGAAGAAAAGGCACCGUUUUUGGAAACAAUUCGCCCGCCAAUCGUGGCUUUCCGUCGAUAUUUUACGUAAAGAAAAAAUGUAAACCGAAAUGGUACAAAGUGAAUUUCAAGCAUAUCUUUCUAACCAAAAAGCAAGUAAACAGAAUGUAUUUCAAUGUAUCGAGAAGACGAGUUUCUAGUAGUGUUUGUAAAAAUAGAUCUUCAAGAAGUGGCAUGCAAUUAUAAUAAUUGUUUAGGUCUUUAAUAAAAUUAAAGUUACGUUCAUGCUUCAAUAUUGCCUAUUAAUUUUGCAAUUUGCAUAUUAAUCAGAACGUACGAUAAACGUUGGGCGUAAAUUUAAGUUGAAUUGAUUUUAUUGCCGUUAAGCCCUUGAAAUUGCAAAGUAGGUCGAAGUUGGCGAUGGCGUGUUCCACAACAAUAUGAAAAUAGUAUCACCCUGCUCUGUUCGUUGAAGAUGUGCAUGUGUGGAAAUGAGUUUUUUAUUUUGAAUCAAAAUAGGAACAAUUUGAAUAGUAAUUUCUGCCUCCGGCAGAUACCUAUGCAAUAUACAUGUUUCUAAAUACGAAUUAUGGUACAGGAUGAUUAUGGUAUAGAAAGGAAUUUUGAUAAAAUCGACGUUUAUUUUACAGAAAAAUCUUGAAUACGAAAUUAAGUGUUUCCAAAAACAUGGAUUAAAUUAGACGGCUGAGAUCUCUGAAAAGUUAGUAGAGAAAGAAAUAUUUAUUUCUUAAAAAUUUUAAACUACAAUGUGAUCAACGACCAAAACGUGAAGAAAACAAGAAAAUCUAAAAUCCAUGUUCCAUGUACGAGCGACUAUUUUCCUCCGGAAAACAAUUUCUUCUUAGCUAAUACCACUAUAUGCAUUUGUUUAUAUCCAAAGAAAAAUAUUCUUAUAAAAAAUUAUUUUUUAACAUUCGUAACGAUGACUAAAAAAUGUUUUUAUCUCGAACAUAUUGUUAUGUAACCAUAAUCCACACGCUAAAAGAAUGUGCUCUUUUAAUUAGUACUUCUUCUUUUUUAAAACUGGAGAUGCCGUCAUAUCUCGAAUACUGAGGACGUCAUAGAAAUAUGCGUAUAUCAAAAAAUACGCAUCUAAAGAAAACAAAAUCGACUUGUCCCAGCAUUUUUUUUUUGUAAAUUAUCCAAUAACGUCUGAAAUCCUUUGUUUCGCCACUGAUGCCCAACCCUGUUUAUUAUCGGGGUUGCAACUCCAAAUUCACUAUGAAC